AUGGCGGAGGUGGGGCAGAACGGUGGCACUACCCCUGACGAUCAGGGGGACGGCGACGGCAGCAGGCUGGUGAACGGAGACUGUAGCGGAGAGAGCUCUGCCGACGGAGACGCCAAAGCCGAGCUGCCGAGACGGAGCAGCAUCAUCAAGGACCACAGCGUGAGAGGCCGGAGUGAGAGGCCGGAGUGCGAGGCCAGAGUGCGAGACCGGAGUGCGAGACCGGAGUGCGAGACCGGAGUGCGAGACCGGAGUGCGAGACCGGAGUGCGAGACCGGAGUGCGAGACCGGAGUGCGAGACCGGAGUGCGAGACCGGAGUGCGAGACCGGAGUGCGAGACCGGAGUGCGAGACCGGAGUGCGAGACCGGAGUGCGAGACCGGAGUGCGAGACCGGAGUGCGAGACCGGAGUGCGAGACCGGAGUGCGAGACCGGAGUGCGAGACCGGAGUGCGAGACCGGAGUGCGAGACCGGAGUGCGAGACCGGAGUGCGAGACCGGAGUGCGAGACCGGAGUGCGAGACCGGAGUGCGAGACCGGAGUGCGAGACCGGAGUGCGAGACCGGAGUGCGAGACCGGAGUGCGAGACCGGAGUGCGAGACCGGAGUGCGAGACCGGAGUGCGAGACCGGAGUGCGAGACCGGAGUGCGAGACCGGAGUGCGAGACCGGAGUGCGAGACCGGAGUGCGAGACGGAGUGCGAGACCGGAGUGCGAGACCGGAGUGCGGACCGGAGUGCGAGACCGGAGUGCGAGACCGGAGUGCGAGACCGGAGAUGGCUCCCGGCAGCGCAAAGAGCGAAAAAAGACUGUGUCGUUCAGCAGCAUGCCCACAGAAAAGAAGAUCAGCCGUGCCAGUGACUGCCUCAGCGCCAUGGUGGAGGGCACCGAGCUCAAGAAGGUCCGCUCCAACUCCCGCGUCUACCACCGCUACUUCCUCCUGGAUGCAGACAUGCAGUCCCUCCGCUGGGAGCCCUCCAAGAAGGAAUCGGACAAGGCCAAAAUAGACGUGAAGUCUGUCAAGGAAGUGCGGACAGGGAAGAACACAGACACUUUCAGAACCAACGGGACGUAUGAGCAGAUCUCUGAGGACUGCGCUUUUUCCAUCAUCUUCGGAGAUAACUACGAGUCGCUGGAUUUGGUGGCGAACACGGCAGACAUCGCCAACAUUUGGGUGACGGGAUUGAGGUAUUUGAUAUCGUACGGGAAGCAUUCGUUGAACAUGAUCGAGAGCAGUCAGAACAACAUGCGCUCAUCAUGGUUGAGCCAACUUUUUGACAAAGCCGACAAUAGCAACAGCAAACAGAUUAGCAUAUGCACUGCAGUUCAACUAAUCAAAGAGCUCAACCCUGGACUCAAAAAUGUCAAAACUGAACUGAAGUUUAAGGAGCUCCUGAAAGCUAAGGACAAAGUUGGUUCUGACGUGACCAGAGAAGAGUUUAUCGAAGUUUACCAUGAUUUGUGUACCAGGCCCGAGAUUUAUUUCCUAUUUGUACAGUUUUCUAGCAACAAGGAAUUUUUAGACACCAAGGACUUAAUGAUAUUCCUCGAGGCUGAGCAGGGGGAGGUGACGGACGAAGACGAAGGAGCCGAGAUGUCCCAACGUCUGAGCAUUGAGUCGGCAGAACAACCACCGUCCAAUGUACACAAGAAAUUCCAGCUUUCCAAGGAUCUGUCCGAUUUGGUGACACUGUGCCAAUCCGUGGAGUUUAAGGACUUCCCCACGUCAUUUCAGAGCCAGAAACCGUGGGAAUUUUGCUCCUUUAACGAGGUCUUUGCCAGCCGAUGUGCCAAUGACUUUCCGGGGGAUUUUGUGAAUUAUAACAAAAAGUUCUUGGCUCGCAUUUAUCCCAGUCCAAUGAGAAUCGACUCCAGCAAUAUGAAUCCGCAAGAUUUCUGGAAAUGCGGGUGCCAAAUUGUAGCUAUGAAUUACCAAACGCCAGGUCUCAUGAUGGAUCUAAACAUCGGGUGGUUUCGCCAGAACGGAAAUUGUGGAUAUGUUCUCAGGCCUGCGAUCAUGAGAGAGCAGGUGUCAUAUUUUAGUGCCAACACCAAAGAUUCUGUGCCUGGGGUUUCUCCGCAGCUUCUCCACAUCAAGAUUAUUAGCGGGCAGAAUUUCCCAAAACCUAAAGGCUCAGGGGCUAAAGGAGACGUGGUGGACCCGUACGUCUACGUUGAGAUCCAUGGAAUUCCAGCGGACUGUGGCGAACAGCGAACUCGGACGGUGCACCAAAACGGGGACAACCCUUUGUUCGACGAGAGUUUUGAGUUCCAGAUCAACCUCCCGGAGUUAGCCAUGGUGCGUUUUGUGGUUCUGGACGAUGACUACAUCGGGGACGAAUUUAUCGGCCAGUACACCAUACCCUUUGAAUGCCUGCAGCCCGGCUAUCGCCACGUGCCGUUGCAGUCAUUGACGGGAGAGGUGCUUCCACACACACAACUGUUUGUCCACGUGGCCAUCACCAACCGGCGAGGAGGCGGGAAGCCGCAUAAAAGAGGGCUGUCGGUGCGGAAGGGGAAGAAAAGCCGGGAGUAUGCGAGCAUGAGGGUGCUGCUCAUCCGGACCAUCGACGAUGUUUUCAAGACGGCCCUGCUGUCGCUGAGGGAGGCCACGGAUCUCAGAGAAAACAUGCAGAAUGCCUUGGUGUCCUUCAAAGAGCUGUGCGGGCUGUCGGCGGUGGCCAACUUGAAGCAGAGCCUUUUGGCCCUGUGCCCACGCCUCACCGGACCCGAAGGAGCUCCACAGCUCCUCUUCAACUUGUCGGACCAGUACCCCAGCCUGGAGCCCCAGAGCCUGCUGCCCGACGUGCUGCGGAGGGUGGUCAGCUCCUACGAAACGAUGAUCCAGACCAGCAGGGCGGUGAUGGAGAGCGCAGACGCCUUGUGCGACCGGAUCCUGCACGUACAGAAAACAGCGAUGCAGUUCCAUGAAAACCUCCACGAUCUGGCAGUGAAGGAAGGACUGAAGGGACGCAAGCUGCACAAGGCCGUGGAGAGCUUCACCUGGAACAUCACCAUCCUCAAGGGCCAGGCCGACCUCCUCAAACACGCCAGGAGCGAAGUCCAGGAGAACCUGAAGCAGAUCCACUACGCCGCUCUGACCUGCAGCCUGACCAAAGGAGGGUCCCAGUCCGGAGAAGGCAAAGCCCGCCGGAGCCUGGAGGCCAUCCCCGAGAAGGCCACCGCGGAGGAGUUGAGUGACACCGACCUCUCUACCUACUGA
Molecule: messenger RNA, 3216 nt
Organism: Knipowitschia caucasica
Lineage: Eukaryota; Metazoa; Chordata; Actinopteri; Gobiiformes; Gobiidae
Source: the annotation of a GenBank genome assembly